AUGGCUGCGUUAUAUUCGGAUUUCUUCGAGCAACUACAGGUGGUUUUACCAUCGAAUUACUUCGCCAAUAUUAAAUCCAGUAAAUGGUUCAACAAGUUUUUUGAAUCAAUCGCAGAUCCAUCAGAUGGUGGACGUUUGAUCACAACGAAAGAGCUGCUUUCAUUCAAAGACAGUCAAGCCGGUGAGGAGCUUAUUGCUGUGUGGAAUGCAACGGUUCAUCUAUGGAAAUCAGGACAAAUUGAUCCGCUCACUGAAACGAAUGCAUCGGCGAUUUCAUUCGCUAACGCACGCAAACUNAAUCAGGACAAAUUGAUCCGCUCACUGAAACGAAUGCAUCGGCGAUUUCAUUCGCUAACGCACGCAAACUGGUAG
Molecule: messenger RNA, 372 nt
Organism: Anisakis simplex (herring worm)
Lineage: Eukaryota; Metazoa; Nematoda; Chromadorea; Rhabditida; Anisakidae
Source: the annotation of a GenBank genome assembly